This is a messenger RNA of Purpureocillium takamizusanense, 1329 nucleotides long. RefSeq lists its product as uncharacterized. Gene Ontology annotation, biological process: aromatic amino acid catabolic process; L-tyrosine biosynthetic process. The coding region runs from base 1 to 1329 and encodes 442 amino acids. Gene Ontology annotation, molecular function: L-2-aminoadipate:2-oxoglutarate transaminase activity; pyridoxal phosphate binding; aromatic-amino-acid:2-oxoglutarate transaminase activity. Lineage: Eukaryota; Fungi; Ascomycota; Sordariomycetes; Hypocreales; Ophiocordycipitaceae. The record is from RefSeq and is a predicted model, not a curated record. The transcript has a single exon.
AUGACACUGUCUCAACACGUUGCCCGAUUUCGGAAGAGACGGGCUUGUGCCCAACCUCUGCCUACAGACGUAGCGCCGUACACGUCCUCAACCUUCUUCAAGGCCAAGGAGUCCGGGGUCAAGAAUAAGGCACGGAGAUGGAAUCACCGCUUCAGUAUCGAGAGCGCCCGUCACGAAUCGUCGCCUCUGAAGUCCGCCUCCAGGAGCAAGCAGACGAAGCUCAUCAGCCUCGGGACUGCCCGUCCAACACCCGAGUACUACCCAUGGACAUCGAUUCACCUGGAAAGCCUCGACGUGCCCCUGAACGGUACAUCAGCGGCUGGUCAAUCAGCCAUGUCUUGCACCAAGGGAGAAGCCGCGUACGAUUUCUCCGUGGCCAUGAACUACGGCUACUCUGCAGGCUCUCCGCAGCUGCUGAGAUUCGUCACCGAGCACGUGGAGAUGAUACAUAACCCGCCCUAUGACGACUGGGAAACCUGCCUCACCUGCGGCACCACUUCCGCACUAGAAAUCGCCUUUCGGAUGUUCUGCAACAGCGGCGACACAGUCCUCGUGGAGCAGAGCACGUAUCCCGGCACAAUUGCGGCCAUGCGGGGUCAGGGACUCGGGACUCUCGGCAUAAAGAUGGACGCCUUUGGCCUCGUGCCGAGCGAUCUCGAACAGAAGCUCGGGGCCUGGGAUUGCGCCGCGGGGCCCAAGCCGUUUGUCCUCUACAUGAUUCCUACCGGCCAAAACCCGACCGGCACGACGCAAAGCGCAGCUCGAAGGAGACAAAUCUAUCACAUUGCUGAAAAGCAUGAUCUGUACAUCAUCGAGGAUGACCCCUACUACUUUCUUCAAAUGGGCAGUGAUUGCUCCGAGUCGCGAGGGAUACCGCAGCUAGACGACUACAUGGCACAGCUGCCACCAUCCUAUCUAUCGCUGGACGUGAGCGGCCGCGUGCUCCGCAUGGACACCGCUUCCAAGAUCCUCGCCCCGGGCCUCCGGUGCGGCUGGGUCACCGGCUCCUCGCAAGUCGUGGACAAGUUCAUCGCCUACUCGGAGACCAGCGUCCUGUCGCCCAGCGGGCCGUCGCAGGUCAUGAUGCACAAGCUCCUGGACCAGUCCACGACGGUUUCGUCGCGUGGCUGGCCUCCCUGUCGCGGAAAUAUCGCACAAGGCGGGACGCGGCGCUCGGAGCGCUUGAGAGAUUUCUCCUCCCCGCGGGGGCGUGCAGCUGGGACGUGCCCGAGUCGGGAAUGUUCCUGUGGGUGGUGGUCGACCUCGGGGCAAAUAGCCCGCAGUUUCAUCGCGCGAGGACCAAAUCGGACCAUCUGGAACGCUGUUUAG